This is a messenger RNA of Pomacea canaliculata, 6946 nucleotides long. RefSeq names its product glucose-6-phosphate 1-dehydrogenase-like. Gene Ontology annotation, biological process: pentose-phosphate shunt, oxidative branch; glucose metabolic process. The transcript is spliced from 12 exons. Gene Ontology annotation, cellular component: cytosol. Bases 334 to 1974 code for a protein of 546 amino acids. The record is from RefSeq and is a predicted model, not a curated record. Gene Ontology annotation, molecular function: glucose-6-phosphate dehydrogenase activity; NADP binding. NCBI's taxonomy places the organism in Eukaryota, Metazoa, Mollusca, Gastropoda, Architaenioglossa, Ampullariidae.
AACACGAUCCCGUAUCUAAGAAAACUGAUUUCUAAAUUCUGCUUGUCACGGUGCAAGUUGCGAUUAUAGAACUGGAAGUGGACUUUAUAACAUCUCCGUUGUCAUGUUUGAAAUAAUAAUGUACAAACAACCCUUUAAAAAUUUAGCACGUAUUAACUUGUAGAUUUCAAUGAAGGAAUUUUUUUGAUAGCAUUAUGAGGCACGUAUAUCAACAGACAGUAAAAGGCACCGCUGUAGCCCGAACUUGUAUCACACGUCCAUGACUGUAGCACUAGAAGGGGACAAGCACUCCAAACCUACUAGCCCACGGCCUUGACAGUGAUCUCCCGUUAAAUGUACCGACGCUACAGAGAGAUCGUACGAGCGAUUCCGACUUCGCCUCUGGACGCAAACAAACGCGAAGGUACGCUCUCGCAACUUCCUGUUCAGCAAGGGUCGUCUGCAAUCACCAUGACUGCUUCAGCUUCCACAGAGGAUAUUUUGGAAAAAAUACGCGAGAGUGUAGAGCACGAAGGACAUGGGGAUUCUCACGUGUUUGUUAUUCUAGGGGCGUCGGGUGAUUUGGCUAAGAAAAAGAUCUAUCCAACAUUAUGGUGGCUGUUUCGAGAUGGGCUGCUUCCACCAAAGACUUACUUCAUUGGUUAUGCUCGCAGCAAGCUGAGCAUGACCGAUAUCCAGAAAAAGAUCAUCCAGUACUUCAAGGUAAAGGCAGGUGAAGAAGAAAAGCUGAAAGAGUUCUUCAAGCUUAAUGAGUAUGUCUCAGGAGCUUAUGACAGGAUAGAAGGAUUUGCAGAGCUGAACAAAGUUCUUCAAACAAAAGGCAAUGGUAAUCGUUUGUUCUACCUGGCCCUGCCUCCCUCCGUGUAUGAGCCAGUCACUCUCAACAUCAAAGCUGUCUGCAUGGCAAAAGGGAAUCACUGGACACGGUUGAUUGUAGAAAAACCAUUUGGACGUGACCUUGAUUCAUCUAACCAGCUGUCUAACCAUUUGUCAGCAAUGUUCAAGGAAGAUGAAAUCUACAGAAUAGACCACUACUUAGGGAAGGAAAUGGUCCAGAACCUGAUGGUUCUCAGAUUUGGCAACAGAAUUUUCUCUCCAAUCUGGAAUCGUGAUAAUAUUGCCAGCGUAGUGAUCAGCUUCAAGGAACCUUUUGGAACACAAGGCAGAGGGGGUUACUUUGAUGAAUUUGGUAUUAUUAGAGAUGUGAUGCAGAACCACUUGCUGCAAAUUCUUACACUCGUUGCAAUGGAGAAACCUCCUUCAACAGCAUCAGAAGACAUCAGAAAUGAGAAGGUUAAGGUUUUGAAGAGCAUUCAGCCACCUGAUUUUGGCAAUAUUGUGCUGGGUCAGUAUGUUGGCAACCCAGAUGGGGAAGGAGACCAAAAACUGGGAUAUCUUGAUGAUCCAACUGUGCCAAAAGAAUCUGUUACUCCAACAUUUGCAACAGUUGUGCUUUUUGUUCAGAAUGAGAGAUGGGAUGGAGUACCCUUUAUUCUUCGGUGUGGAAAAGCCCUAAACGAGCGGAAGGCAGAGGUCCGUCUGCAGUUUCGAAAUGUGUCAGGGGACAUCUUUCCACAAGGGGCUGUGAAACGGAAUGAACUUGUCAUCCGUGUUCAACCAGAUGAAGCUGUUUACCUCAAAAUGAUGACAAAGAUGCCAGGAAUGACCUUUGAGUGUGCAGAGACAGAGCUGGACCUCACUUAUAACUUCAGAUACAAGGAUAUGAAGCUACCAGAUGCAUAUGAACGCCUGAUCUUAGAUGUCUUCUUGGGAUCCCAGAUCCAUUUUGUACGCUCAGAUGAGCUGCAUGAGGCCUGGAGGAUAUUCACCCCUUUGCUGCACUACAUUGAACAGAACAAACCUCAUCCUAUUUCUUACAUGUAUGGCAGCCGCGGUCCGACUGAGUCGGAUGAUUUGAUGAGCCGCCAUGACUUCAAGUAUUCAGGCACCUAUCGCUGGGUUCCAGGAGCCUAACAGCUGGCAGAGCAAUUUUCAGAUUUCCCAUUUUUUUCCUAAACCUUGUGGGGUUUCUAAGAUUUCUUUUUAGUAAACAUUUUAAUGCAACUCAGUAUGAGAAUAAGCAAAGUCUUCUGUUUUGCUGUUUUAGAUAUUUUGCAUUGAUGUCAACACUGGUUUAAAAAAUUUAGUCUAGUUUGACUAAACAGUAUGUUCUCGCACUACUGAAAAAGAUCUAGAAAUAGUGUUGGGAAAGGUCUAUAAACAAAAAUGAAUAUCAAAAAUUAACAAAUGUUCUGACAAUAUGAUGAUGGAUGCUUUAUGGCUAGCAUGGCAUAGUUAAGCUGAGUUAAAGAUCUUUGAUAAGGGUAGGUAUUUGAUUAUUCAGUUUACUGUAAUUCUCGAAGGUAGUAAAAACAAAAGUGUUAAUUAAACAUGGUAAACCAUGAACCAAACAGUUAAUGCUUUGUGGCCUUGUCUAAAGUUUUGAUCUUCACUGAAGGAUUUUUUUCAAUCAGUGCCAUCUCCCAUUUCCCGCUCUAGGAAAUAGUGUUUUUUUAAAAAACUAAACAGUCUAGUGGUACAAGGUGUAAAUACUUGAAAAAUCUUUUCAAAGUUGUCAGCUUGGUUUUAACAACAUUCCCUUUAGAAUAUUUGCUACACAUGUGACUGUGUUCAAAAUCUUUAAUACCAUUUUCUGUCAAUUCAUUUAAGGUUUUUUGAAAGGAUAUUAUUUUUACAAAAAUUGACUUGCACAAAUAUACACGAUGUUUUUUCAACAUCUUUGUUUAUUUAGAUGAUGCUCUUACUUAUUUUUGUAUUGUCAUUAGUCAGAUAGAAAAACCUUAAAAAUACUGAAAACUCAAGUACUCCUGCUUUGUUUUACAUAAUUUUGCUCUUGCACAUCUUCGAAUUCUGCCAGUGUCUUCUUUUAAGCUUUCAUGACAUGUUUUGUGGAAUUCUCUUGCACAAUUUACUGGUACAGUUAUCCCAUUGUAUAAUCUGUAAAUGCUGCUGCUUUUACUUCCUGUCACAGAAGCUCCCUCUUUCCAAUAUUGUUAGCUAAAAAUAUCAGGUUGCAUUUUAUACACUAUUGAUGUUUUAUUUGCUUCUUUUGGUUUCUUUGGUGCAGUAUGUAUACUGGAAUGAGUAAAUCUGUUGGAUUUUACUUGGUUUUUGAAGGCUGAGUAGGCCCUUUCAUAGAAAAACUAUAAAAAGGCUGGUGGCUAAUGAACAAUUUUCAAGGCAGCUCAGUCAUUUCACUGACCACAAAGCUAGACUUAUUUAUGUAAGGUGCUACAAAUAUAACCACUUCUAUUCUUAGAGGUUGGGUGACUGCAAAUGACUUAAAUAGAUUAGGCCCAACUGUGUGCAAAGUACCCCAGAAUAGUUGAAGAGACUAUUCCAGCCUUUAACCACUUUAUUUUUUCACACUUUCUUCUGGUGUGACUUUCAUCGCUCUUUUCUCCUGGUGUUACUUUUUAUUUUGAGGUUUUGUUUGAAAAAAAUGUUGUGGGGCAAAUCUGUCCUUAACAAUGCUGUUUCUCAAUUGACAGCAAGACAAUUCAGUGGCUGUAAAGUUACACAAAUGGGUGGUGUAGAUUUGUAACAGUUUUGCACCCACAGUUACAGGUUUCAAUUUCUGCAUGAUGCCUCAGGGUUAGCCUCACAAGCAUAAUUAGUUUAUUUAAACAUGCCAGAUCUGGACUUGUUCUUGCAAUAAACCUACAUAUUCUUGAAACAUUUAUUUUAGAUUAUAUCAGUUUGACAAAUUUACAUUUGCAGAAGUCUUACAUUUAAAUAGAUGCAUGUACACACAUAUUUGCAUGUUCACAUACACACGUGAACUGUUCUCUCUGUGUUAUUAACAUUUGCAUAUAGUUGCUUGUGCUUGGUUUAUUAUGCUUAUUAAAGCAUGUAUAAUUAAUAAAAAUUAUUAUAUGUGACCCACCAACACAAAAUGAGUCUUAAAGGGAUUGUAAAGGCAAAAUAAAACUGCUUUAGCUUAGAAUCUUGUAAAGAGUAGGAUCCACGAAUCUCAUCUGUUUUCGCGUCUGUUCAUAUGGAAAAAGUUGAAGGUUUUGCAGCAUGUUGUGUUUAAUAAGAGAAAUUACAUAGGACUCUUUCAUUUACUUAGACAGAGUCUCGUUCUCCAUCACAUGACCUUAUGACAUGUGACCAAGACUACUUACCAAGUGAAACAGACUGUUUUCUAUAAUUUUUAAAACUGUGCUUUGAAAAGUUCACUUUAAAACCUAAAUUAACUCACAAGACACCACCAAUCAUGAGUUCAAAUCCUAGCAAUGAUCACCGACACUUGCUGCCCGCCUCAAUCCUCAGUCGCACAGAGCAGUUUUAUAGUAGAGGCCCAGAAAGGUGAUUAAGGUUAACUUUGUGCGGUCAGACAUGCAAACUUCAAACUCACUCACUUAAGGAUGAGAAGAACAACUUUAUAUAGUUUGCAAAAUCUCAAAUUUCCUACUUAAGACUCAUUCUUUGGAGGCAGGUCACAUAUCUUUCUUAAACAGUGUAAAAUAAUGUUUUAUGGUUUUUUGAACAGUUAUGUAUUUUGCCUCAUGCAAUAAAAGAACUGUUGGUACAAUUCAUCUGUACUGACUGCUUCAGGCAUAUUGAUUUUACCUCCACAUGGGGAAAUAUCCUUUAUUUUCACUCUGACCGGGUAUUUUUUAACUGACUGGGUAAAUUAUCUGUGUUGAAUCAUUAGCUACACUAAACUGGAAAGGUAAAUAAAAAGAUGCCCUUUUAUCUCAUUUUUCAAGUUUUUAAGGUUUUCUACCAAGAUAACCAUCAGGUUGCUGCUAGCAAGAAGACUUGUACUAUUUAUCAUGAUCUUAUUACUGUCUGCUGUUUGUUAUAAUUUAUUUUGAUUGCUUCUCAAAUUACAUCACUUUCAGUACAGUCAAACUAUUCUACUGUUAGAUGCCAUGAAAUUUAACACAGUAAAACUGUCCUUGCAAUGGCAUGAGUCUUUUCCCCAUUUUAAUUCUUGAACAACUUAUGUUCAUGUGUCAGAAGGACAUGAAUUGUUUCAUGAAUUUAUGGUGUAAAUAUGUGCAAUAAUGCAGCAAAAAGAACUGUGAUGGGAAAAAUGACAACUUAGGAUGCAUGCAUAUUUUGCAAAGUCUAUUUUUUACCUCAUUAUUUUCAGGAUAUGAAUUAUUGAUUUGCUGGCAUACAGGGUUAAAUUGUUUUGUAGCAAUCUUUGCUCAAAAACUAAGAUCACAUUGUUAAAGCAUGUGCAGAAUUUGGCUUCACCUUGUCUUCAGCUUCACUGACUGCACAGAACUUUCACUGUCUUUUGAGUGUUUAGUUCACCCAGAGCUUUAACAUGCCUUAUUUUGGUCUAUCACUUGUUACAAGCAAUUACAAAGUACAUGAUGUGAAAAACCAAAACAAAACACAAAGAAACAAUUUUUGUUUCAUAUCUUGUCUAAAUGUGUAGACAAUGCACAAUGCACUCAUAUAUUUUCUUUUCAGCCCAUGAUGUUAAAUUACCAGAUUGCAAAUGUUUUCUAGUUUACUGUGGCUAGCUAAGCACAAGAUAGUACUUUCGAAAUUUGAAUAGGUGUAUCUGUGGACAUAAAUGUCAUGGUAUCGAAUUAUUUUUCUUCGUGAUUAUGAAAGUAAGCUUAACUGAGAACUGAAGGUGACUAUUUGCACAGAUCUUGUGGUAAACUUGUCUUGGAUACUUGAAGUUUGUGGUCUGGUCACAAUGCAGGCGUGAGUCUGUUCUUGAUAGGAAGAUGAGUUCUUAUCCAACGUUCAGUAGUGUGUGCGUCUCUAUGUUUCAUACACCUGUGCGCGCACGCAAACACCAAAUAUUUAUGUGAUGUAUGUCUUUAUUAUCUGUUACUGCCACCAACAAAAUUCUUGAAUCUAAAAGCUCAAAAAAGCAAAAGGCCUAUUUACAUGCAGAGUUGAAGUCCAUAUGACCUAUUUAUUUUUAUAUUUACAGAUUUAAAAAAAAAUUUAUAUGCUUAACUUUUUUCUUCAGUUUUACAAUGAGCUGGAAGGAUUCUGUUUGUCCUAAAAAUGCUUGAAUCAGUGUUCACCUAAGUGCAUUUAUAUAAACACUCUCUUGUAGCUGAGCAGUUUCUAAUCAAAUAUCCUUCUUUUCAUAAUAUUGUUUCAUAUUAAUGCUGUCUUGUUUUAAUUGUCAAGGUUUCAUUGUUUUGGGGUUUUUAAAACACUUUAUAAUACUACUUUUGGUGUUUUUACAGGUUUACUUUUAUCAUGAAAGAUGUAAAUUUUUUUAAGACGCAUAAGAUGUUCAUUUUAUUUAUUUAUGAUCCACAAAACAUUUUAAUGAGAAAGUUUUAUGCCUGAUACCUAUCCUCAGAUUUGCUGAAAGUAUUUUUAUGAUGAAAACGGCAGAUGCUGUGCUGUAAAUUUCCUUAUGCCGUUCUUAUGUCAGAACUUCACACCAUGUCAUGAAAGCCUGCUAAUAUUGUCAGCUGCUUUCAUUUAACAAAAUAACUGAGACAAACAACUAGACUAGCAAUUGUUUGGUGCACAUUGCCACAAAAUACAGUGAAAAUAUACACUUUUCAUCUGAAAGGAAGAUUCAAGCCUUUUGUUAAUCUCCAAUAUUAGUUUAGUGCUUUACUACCCAGUAUAAAUGCAUAAAGAUUUUCCUUUGUCUUGUUACUAGAAUGUAGGUGCUAUUAAGUCUGACAGUGUUAAAUCCUACUUUUAAAUGCUUUCUUUAACACAUUGGGCAUUGGGACUAUAAGUCCUUAAAUCACCUUUGGUCACUGCAUGUUAGUGUCAAAAUUAUGCAGUAAUGCCAGUGUCUAGUGAGUUACAACCCAUGCAGCAGUGUUUUUGGCUAGUAAUUAUUCUUGACAUAAUUAGAGCACAACCUAUCAGUAAUCUGCAAAAGCAUAUGUCUUAGAACAAUAUUUUCCUGUUCCAAAAAAAAAAUGCAGACAGAAGUGAACAAAAUAAAACAUUAAAGUAUCAGAGAAUU